UCUGUGGAAGAUAAUCUUGGGCACCCACUGUAACUCAAGUAAGAUAUGGAGAGUAAUGGAGGAAAAAAGAGUCACGUUAUGGUGAUAUCAUAUCCUGCAACGGGGCACACUAAUCCCAUGCUGCAAUUCUCAAAGAAGUUAGCCUCAAAAGGUUUGCUUGUUACCUUCGUAAGCUUCAACAUCAAUAAGGAGAAAGUAACACAGGCUAAGGAGUAUGUUCAGAGGCUCAAGCUGGACAUACGCUUUGAAUUCAUUCCUGAUGGUCUUCCGGAGAAUAAGAACAUAAUCGACUCAAAUAUAAAUCCGGCUGUGCUCAACCACAUGCAGAACAACAUGGAUGGAUCGGGAGUGGAAGAUCUGAUCCGGCGGCUGAAUGCGAGUGCCGACUCUCCUCCAGUGGGCUGCAUAAUAUACAACUCCUUUCUUCCGUGGGUUCCACCCGUUGCAAAGAAACUCAACAUUCCUCAUGCUUUCUUCUGGACUCAGUCUGCUGCCGUCUUCACCAUUUAUUAUGACUUUCUAAAAAGUGAGAAAUGUAAGAGCAGCAAAAUGCCUCAAAACGUCAUCAUCCCUGGCCUACCUGAGCUGAAAUUGUCCGAUUUACCUUCCGCAUUCAUGGAUACAAAUGGCUUCCUAAACCAUUACCUUCGCCAGUUGGAGAGCGUGAAGGAUGCCUCGUGGGUACUUAUCAAUACAUUCUAUGAGCUGGAGCCUGAGACCAUCAAUUCCCUAAGAUCAACCUCUCUUCCUUUCCUCCCAAUCGGCCCUUCCAUACCCUCGGCUUUUCUUGAGGGGGGAAAUCCAGAGGACAGGCAGGUGGGCGCCAAUCCUUGGAAAGCCACCGACUGUAUGGAAUGGCUGAACAGGAAGCCCCCGCUUUCGGUCUUAUACAUUUCAUUCGGCAGCAUAGCUGUCAUAAGCGCAGAGCAAAUCAAAGAACUGGCUGUGGGUAUCCAGCAAAGUGGCCAAAACUUCCUGUGGGUCAUCCGGGCCCCUCCAGGACACGGUCACAUUGGGGAAGUUCUGCCUGAUGGGUUCUUGGAGGACACCAUGGAAAGAGGCUUAGUGGUGGAAUGGUGUUGUCAAGUGGAAGUUCUCUCUCAUCCCUCUGUGGGGGUGUUUAUGAGUCACUGCGGUUGGAAUUCUACCCUUGAUGGGUUGAGCUUGGGAGUUCCUGUGCUCACUUUGGAGAUUUGGACAGAUCAGCCCACCAACGCUAAAUGUUUGGCUGAUGUUUGGAAAACAGGUUUGAGAAUGAGAAAGAGAGAAGAUGGGAUUGUGACAAGGGACGAGAUUCAGAGAUGCCUAAGAAUUGCAUUUGAAAGCGAACAAGGAAAGCAACUGAAAACCAAUGCUCUCCGGUGGAAGGAAUUAGCAACAAGUACUUGCAGUGAAGGUGGCUCCUCUGACAUCAAUCUCAAGCAAUUUAUCCAGGAGAUCAUUGCCAGAGACAUACAGUAGUUUUGUUUUUUUAUGAGAGUAUUUUUCAGUUAGUAU
Messenger RNA from Cryptomeria japonica (Japanese cedar), 1497 nucleotides. Its product is annotated as mogroside IE synthase-like. The record is from RefSeq and is a predicted model, not a curated record. The coding region runs from base 46 to 1461 and encodes 471 amino acids. Lineage: Eukaryota; Viridiplantae; Streptophyta; Pinopsida; Cupressales; Cupressaceae. Gene Ontology annotation, molecular function: UDP-glycosyltransferase activity. The transcript has 2 exons.